This is a messenger RNA of Medicago truncatula (barrel medic), 2304 nucleotides long. RefSeq lists its product as uncharacterized. Gene Ontology annotation, molecular function: serine-type endopeptidase activity. NCBI's taxonomy places the organism in Eukaryota, Viridiplantae, Streptophyta, Magnoliopsida, Fabales, Fabaceae. Gene Ontology annotation, biological process: proteolysis. The transcript is spliced from 10 exons. Bases 116 to 1885 code for a protein of 589 amino acids. The record is from RefSeq and is a predicted model, not a curated record.
AUAGUAACUGUGUGUGGAUAAUGUCAACCGCCAUAAAAAUAAGAAUUGGAAUUGGAAAACCCAAAUUGAAAUUUCAAAGAGACAAAAAGAAGAAAGACGAUACAUCCAUCGAGAUAUGGGAAUCAUACAAUACGAUCCAAUGUAUUCUAUCUGCAGAGUUUCUUCUACAACCUUCCGUCGUUUCCCACGCGCCACCGCUCCUUUUCGUGUUAGAGCCUUCUCCACCGCCGUUCGCGAUAAGCCUUCGAUAUGCACCGCCGACGAACUCCACUAUGUCUCCGUCCACAACUCCGAUUGGAAACUUUCCCUCUGGCGCUACCACCCUUCUCCUCAGGCACCUACAAGAAAUCAUCCUCUGCUGCUCUUGUCAGGAGUGGGGACUAAUGCCGUUGGAUAUGAUCUUUCGCCUACGUCAUCCUUUGCACGUCACAUGUCAGGUCAGGGAUUUGAGACUUGGGUUCUUGAAGUACGAGGAGCAGGGUUGAGUGUUCAGGAAUCAAAUUCCAAAGAUAUUGAGCAGUCUGCCCAUGCAAUGUCUUCGAAAAUGGAAGAUAUGUUGGAAAAUGCAACCACUGGACCCAUGUCUUCGAAAAUGGAAUUGGAUAACAUAUCUGGUACUGUAUCUAAACCUUACAGUUCUGCUUCAGAAGGAGUAGAAACAGAGAAUGUGGCUGUAAUAGGAGACCUGGCUAAGUUAGCUACUGCUUGGGAUGAAUCAAAGCUGGUCGCUAAAUUGUCUGAGACUCUUACGCGUUUGUCAGAAAGAGUCUCUGGGUUUCUUGGUGAAAGUCAAGCAAAGGUCAUGUCUGCCAAACUACUUGAUCAGAUUUCAAAACUUUUGGUGGAUUCUCCAUUAUAUGAACAAUUCAACGAGGUGAGGGGAAAGCUUGCAACUUUGCUGGAAACAAGACAAAAUUCAGGCAUUACUAGUCAAAUAACUGAUCUGAGUGAAAAGCUGGUAAAUAUUAUUGAGGCAGGUCAGUUAUCCGUUUCUCCUCCAUUAUUUGAUUUGCAAGCUCGCUUUACUUCUACAAUAGAGGAUUUUCAGAAGCAACUGGAUUUGAUGGUGAAAUACAAUUGGGACUUUGAUCAUUACUUGGAAGAAGAUGUUCCUGCAGCGGUGAGGGGACAUCUGUUCAUGUUGGAUUGUUACACAUUCAUAAUUCCUUUUUCACUGAUUGAAUACAUUUUGAGACAGAGCAUGCCAAAAGAUGGAAAAUUGCUUGCAAUUGGACACUCCAUGGGCGGCAUCUUGCUGUAUUCAAUGUUGUCACGGUUUGGUUUUGAAGGAAAAGAACCCAAAUUGGCUGCAGUAGUUACACUGGCAUCAUCUCUGGACUAUACAUCAUCCAAAUCAACUUUGAAGUUACUCGUGCCUCUUGCAGAUCCGGCACAGGCUCUGAGUGUCCCUGUUGUUCCUUUAGGAGCAAUGUUGGUAGCAGCUUAUGAAGUUUCAUCUCGUUCACCAUAUGCUUUGUCAUGGUUAAAUACUUUGAUUUCAGCGGAGGGCAUGAUGGAUCCCGAUUUAUUUAAAAGGCUGGUCUUGAAUAACUUCUGCACCAUACCCGCAAAACUUCUCUUACAACUCACAACAGCAUUUCGAGAGCGUGGUUUAUGUAAUAGGGAUGGGACAUUUUUUUACAAGGAGCAUCUACACAAAAGCAAAAUACCUAUUUUAGCUACUGCUGGAGACAAGGAUUUGAUUUGCCCACCUGAAGCUGUGGAAGAUACUGUUAAACUAAUUCCUGAGCACCUGGUUACCUAUAAACUUUUUGGAGAACCCGAAGGCCCACAUUAUGCUCAUUAUGAUUUGGUUGGAGGAAGACUGGCAGUGGAGCAGGUAUAUCCAUGUAUAAUUGAAUUUCUUAGUUGUCACGACAAGUGAUGUACACCAAACACCAUCAAUUCAUCAAAUACAUUAUUCUUUGGUCACACUUGAUAACUACAUUCCUAACAGAAAGUUAAAAGAAAUUAUAGCCCUUUUGUGCAUUGGAGUUUGAAGUUUUCACAUUUUGUUUCCACCCAGCAGUGAAGGAUAUGAUUCUGAAGGCUGAAUUACUACCAGGUAUACAGUGAUAGGAAUUACAAAGUCAAUAGUCCUAAAGAAAAUUUUUCAGCAUUGUUGCUGAUUUGUUAUAAAACUUAUGUACAGAAUAUCAUACAUAGUACUCUAAUAUAAACAUGCCCAAGUUUCUUGAAUGUAAAUUGACCAAUUUCCUCUGUUCCGGGUGCCUGGACAUGGAUAGUCGAACAUCUUGCCUCUAGUCUAGAUGAUCUUAUAUUUAAUUGAUAAUGAUAAACUUA